UAGACCACACUAGAUGUUAAGUUGGGUAUAGAGUUGAGUCAAGAUAUAGAAAAGAGACAUGUCAAGACACUUUAUACAAAUGGAAGUGAAAGCUUGUGAUCAGCAGCAUGCUUGGGAGUUUGUUGAUCCCCCACCUCAAGAUUAUUACUGUCCAUUAUGUGAGCAAAUUCUGAAAGAGCCGAUGUUAACUGAUUGUUGUGGCAGCCAUUUUUGCACAGCCUGCAUUGACCCCAUUAAAACAGCCCAGAAACCUUGUCCGAAUCCCGAAUGUAGAAAACCCCAAUUCUUAUCGAUUUUAGAUAAACGGACAUGGCGUAAAAUUUUGGAAUUUGACGUGUUAUGUCCUUUGAAAGGAAGGGGAUGUCAUUGGAAAGGGGAGAUGGGUACGAGAGAUAAGCACUUGGAUCCAAAGAACAAGAACAGCUGCGAAUACAUCGAUGUGAAGUGUACCCAUGGUUGCGAAGAAGACAUGGAGAAGUACGAGUUAGCAGAGCACUUGAAUCGAUUCUGCCCCAAGCGUCCCCACAAAUGUGAACAUUGUGAUUUCGAAGAUGUUUUUGACCGUAUUGUCAAGGACCAUAUUCCAGUGUGUCCCAAGUAUCCUCUACCCUGCCAUAACAACUGUGGCAAUGAAGAGAUUCCGAGAUCUGAUUAUGAACAACAUCUGUCCGAAUGUCCUCAUCAAGAUAUUGAAUGUGAAUUCCGAUAUGCCGGGUGUUUGGAAAAAAUUAAACGAAAAGACGUUGCACAACAUCAACAAGAGGGCGUAUAUGUUCACCUCAGUCUACAAACUGCCUUUGCAACUCAUCAACUCACUGAAAGAGACAGAAAAAUAGAAGAGAUGUCUACUACAUGGGAAAACAAACACCAGCACCUGAUUGGAGACAUUGAGAAGCUUUUUCAUAGAUGUGAGGAAGAAUCGAAGGAACGAGAAGAGAAUUCCAAAAGAUUUAAAGUGGAGCUAGCACAAAAAGAUGAAGCAAUUAAACGGCUCAGUGCACAAUUACAUGAGAAAGAGAAGGUGAUCGAAUCUCAAGAAGACUCACAAAGAAAGCUCUUGAUAAAAAUUGAUGAGUUAUCUCAAUCUGUAGAGGUUACCAAAGACACAGUGAGGAAACAAAUAAAGGAAGUCUCUGAUAAAAGCAAUACUAGAGCUGAUGAACGAUUUAAGAAUCUAGGCGAAAGAGUUAAAGCUGUAGAAGAGUCACUGACAGUCUCCAGAUUAGCAAGAAAACAAAACGCAGAUAUUGCAACAGCUACAGUACUAGUACAAGAAGGGAAGUGUCAACCCUUUACACGUAUAUCCCUUGGAAGAGAAGUUCCUUACACUUCAGUUUCAACCUCCCCACAUUUGGCUUCACCCACAAACAUGUCUUCCACUUCAACUGUUCCUGUGUCAUUGAGCCUGGGAAUGCCCCCUCCAGCACCUGCUCAGGCCAUCCCAAGAGGGUACAAAAAUGUACAAAAUGGAAUAGUGCCGUUGCCAAUUUCUGAAAAAGGUCAGGAUAACUCGGGAACCAAGAACAGGAAAGAUGCAUCUCAGACCACUGAAGACUCUGCUGAAUGCCCGAUAUGUCUCUCUGGCUUCAAUGACCCUGUGAUUACCAAGUGUGGCCAUUAUUUUUGUCGAGGCUGCAUCGACGAAGCUCUUCAGCACAGCCCUUAUUGCCCAUCCUGCAAGACUGCCAUCAAGAAAAUCGUUGGAAAUCAGCCCAACGGUGGGAAAAUGACAGUAAAGUAUUCCAAAGGCAAGCUACCAGGAUAUUACGAUUGUGGGACCAUUGAGAUACACUAUGAUAUUCGUGACGGGACUCAAAGCAAGCUCCACCCACAUCCUGGUACGAAGUUCCAGGGUGCCAAAAGGACAGCCUAUCUCCCCGAUAAUCCUGAGGGUAGUGAAGUGCUGCAGCUGCUCAAGAGGGCAUUUGAUGCCCGACUUAUCUUCACAGUGGGCACCUCUAUAACCAGUGGACAGAAUGAUGUGGUGACUUGGAAUGACGUCCACCACAAGACAAACACUCACGGAGGACCGUACGGCUACCCUGACCCCACUUACCUUGCGAGGGUGAAAGCUGACUUGGCUGCCAAAGGCAUUGUAACUUAUGCUUGGGAGUUUGUUGAUCCCCCACCUCAAGAUUAUUACUGUCCAUUAUGUGAACAAAUUCUGAAAGAACCGAUGUUAACCGAGUGUUGUGGCAGCCAUUUUUGCACAGCCUGUAUUGAUCCCAUUAUAACAGCCCAGAAACCUUGUCCGAAUCCCGAAUGUAAAAAAGAACAGUUCAAAGCAAUUUUAGAUAAGCGAUCAUGGCGUAAAAUGUUAAGUGAACUUGACGUGUUGUGUCCAUUGAAAGGAAGGGGAUGUCAUUGGAAAGGGGAGAUGGGUACGAGAGAUAAGCACUUGGAUCCAAAGAACGAGAACAGCUGCGAAUACAUCGAUGUGAAGUGUACCCAUGGUUGCGGAGAAGACAUGGAGAAGUACGAGUUAGCAGAGCACUUGAAUCGAUUCUGCCCCAAGCGUCCCCACAAAUGUGAACAUUGCGAUUUUGAAGAUGUUUUUGACCGUAUUGUCAAAGACCAUCAUCCAGUGUGUCCCAAGUAUCCUCUACCCUGCCAUAACAACUGUGGCAAUGAAGAGAUUCCGAGAUCUGAUUAUGAACAACAUCUGUCCGAAUGUCCUCAUCAAGAUAUUGAAUGUGAAUUCCGAUAUGCCGGGUGUUUGGAAAGAAUUAAACGAAAAGACAUCGCACAACAUCAGCAAGAGGGCGUAUAUGUUCACCUCAGUCUACAAACUGCCUUUGCAACACAUCAACUCACUGAAAGAGACAGAAAAAUAGAAGAGAUGUCUACUACAUGGGAAAACAAACACCAGCACCUCAUUGGAGACAUUGAGAAGCUUUUUCAUAGAUGUGAGGAAGAAUCGAAGGAACGAGAAGAGAAUUCCAAAAGAUUGAAAGUGGAGCUAGCACAAAAAGAUGAAGCAAUUGAACGGCUCAGUGCACAAUUACACGAGAAAGAGAAGGUGAUCGAAGACUUGAAACAAGAGGUUAAAGAUGUGGAGGUCAACGUCUUAAGGUCCCAGCAAGACGGUCACGAUCAGCUGUCCAAAAAGCAUGACGAAUUUUCUGCUGAAGUCGAUAAAACUAUUCAAGAUCAAGCCGAAGAAAUACAAGUUCGAUUUUCAAAAUUUCAAAAAAACACCGAGGCAAAAAUUGAGCAGUUUGUCGCAAAUGAAAUUAUUGAGGAGAACAUUAAGCGACAAGCAAUAGGACUUGAGGCCAAACUUUUAGAAUCUCAAAAAGACUCACAAAAGAAGAUUGAAGAUUUAUCUCGAUCUGUAGAAGUUGCCAAAGAGAUCAAGAACACAGUGAGGAAACAAAUAAAGGAAGUCUCUGAUAAAAGCAAUACUAGAGCUGAUAAACUGAAUGAAAUACUUAAGGUAUUGGACGAAAGAGUGAAAGCAGUAGAACAGUCACUGACAGUCUCCAGAUCAGCAGGAAAACAAAGUUCUGCUGCGUCAAUCAACAAUACCAAAGUAGCCAAUUCUGUUGCAUCUCCAGCUAAGGAAACCAUUGAUAACUCUGUUCAUGCGGCUACUGCGAUGCCUUUGACAACCGUUCCUCAGAGUGUGUAUGACAAUAUGAGUCCUGAUGCCUUGUCCCUUCUUGAAAAGUUACCCAUAGGCCAAAUCGAGGGUGUCUACUACAACCCCAAGGCUGGGAAGGUUCUCAUUGACAAAGAGACUACAGAGAAAGAAGAUGAGAGAAUCGCGAAGUUUGAAACUGCAUACCAGUCGAUUGUGAGUAGAAAAGUGAAGACUAUUGAAGUACCAAUCCCUGCAACUGUGUCUCCCGAUGCUCUGGCUAAUCUCAUUCAUCAGUACAACCAGACCUACGACCAGUGUGUAUUCUCUGUACAAGAAGAGGAAUUUCCCUGUGUAAAGAUUGUCUCAACCACUAACCGACAAUUCGAUCAAGCCAGAACUCUCUUAGCCGAUGAACUUAUUAGCCCUACUCUACUUGCUGUGAACAAGUGUGAAAUCAUUCAGCUUUCUAACGCUAGAACGAAAGCAAACAUUGCUCCUCCAACUGCUAAGGAAACCAUUGGUGUGUCUGUUCUUGCGGCUACUACGAUGCCUUUGACAACCGUUCCUCAGGGUGUGUAUGACAAUAUGUGUCCUAAUGGCUUGGCCCUUCUUGAAAAGUUACCCAUAGGCCAAAUCGAGGGUGUCUACUACAACCCCAAGGCUGGGAAGGUUCUCAUUAACAAGGAGACUACAGAGAAAGAAGACGAGAGAAUCACGAAGUUCCAAACUGCAUACCAGUCGAUUUUGAGUAGAAAAGUAAAGACUAUUGAAGUACCAAUCCCUGCAACUGUGUCUCCCGAUGCUCUGGCUAAUCUCGUUCAUCAGUACAACCAGACCUACGACCGAUGUGUAUUCUCAGUACAAGAAGGGGAAUUUCCCUGCGUGAAGAUCAUCUCAACCUCUUCUCGACAACACGAUCAAGCCAGAACUCUCUUAACAGAGGAACUUGUCAAAAUGGUUCGCCCUAUUCUACCUGCUGUGAGCAAGUGUGAAGUCAUCCAUCUUUCUAAGACUCGAACACUGACACUGAAGAAGGCAAGCAUUGUGGAGGAAGAAGUUGACAUUAUUGUGAAUCCAGCAAACGAGAGAUUGGCUCACGGAGGUGGCGUUGCAGCUGCAUUGGAUAAUGCUAGCCAAGGGCAACUACAAACGUUUUCGGAUCGUUACACUAAAAAAAAAGGCAAAGUACCUGUUGGGAAAAUUGCAAUCACACUCGGAGGGGGGGCAUUGAAGUGUGACAAGGUGAUUCACGCUGUUGGACCUGUCACAAGAUAUGGUGAAGCUGAAUGUGAGCGUCUUUUGACCAAAGUUAUCACUGAGGCUUUGAAGGGUGCAGAAAAAUACAACGCGAGCUCGAUAGCAUUCCCAGCCAUCAGUACUGGGAUUUUUGGAGUGAGGAAAGAGCUUGUUGCACGCUGUCUUGUUGACACUGUUAUGGCAUACCAUCUCACGAAGCCCCACCCUGUUCUCUCUGACAUUCGAAUUGUCAUUAUUGACGAGAAGACAUAUGCACCGUUUGCACGAUAUUUUCAACAGAAGAUGGCUUCCCUAGAGAUUUGCAGUAACAGACACAGGCCUUUGAUACAGCCAGCUAAAUUAAAGGCACCAACAUUCACUCCCACUUCCCUGCCUCCUGUAGCUGACAAAGGGACCCAGCUGGUAGUUCCAGAACCAGCUGCACCUCCAGAUAUGACACUGAGCUGGUUGACAGAUUCUCCUAAAAUUUUGUCUCUCCUGGAGGGCCUGGCUGACAACUGGUACGCUCUUGGAAGUUUGCUAGGGUUCUCAAAACCUGUCUUGGACCGAAUCAACUCCAUACAAGAUGAUCCGAAGGUUUACUUGGACAGGAUUGUUACCAAGUGGCUAAUGAAUGAUGCUACCUCUUCACCUACGGUUUCAGCACUUGUGAAUACGUUGUCUGGAAUUGAAGGAACAGAACAAAUUGUUCAGAGUAUUCUAGAAGAGUACGGAAAGCAGAAUGCCAAGCAGUUUAAACAUCAGACCAGCCAAGAGGAAGCACCAGAUGUAUGUGCCAUCAAGUAUCCAGGACCUAAUGAUAUGCCAAAUACCACAGCUGAGACGUCGAAUGUUUCGUUAGCUGACUCGUCCGGGAAUGGACCAACAGAUAGUCUCACCACUACCACAGCCAGCACCACUCCGAAUACUGGUGCCCCCACCUCACCCUUUGCGGACAACAAAACAGACCAACUGCCCUCUUCAACUAGUGCAUCAAGCAUGUUAGUCAACACCAAUGUAAAUGGAUUGGCUACUCCCACAACACAUCCCCUGCAACCUCCAUUAUCCACGCCACCAGGAUUCACUUCCCAGGUCUCUAUACCCACACCAAGUGGAUACAACCACGGGCAGAUGUUGGGAUAUCCUACAACUCAAGGAGGAAAUGCACAGUUCCCGAUGGCUGGCGGUUUUACCACAACAGCUUCUACCACUGGUGUCAUGGCAACAGGCAUACAGCAGAAUCCUACUCCUCAUCCAAACCAACCAUCGCCACGUGGGGUGACUCCUCAAUUAUUGGCCCAAAGAAGUCCUCUCCCUGGUGAUGGCAUGAACCCACAGCAUGGUGAGGUGGGACCCAGACCAGCUGGUGUUGGAACUUUCAAUGGUGGGCAUGGUACCACUGGGAAGAAUUAUUCUCAAGCUGUUGCCGGAUUUGGAUCUAGACAAGACAUUGAGAGUGCUGUAACGACUCAGCCCUCAAGCACUCAUCAAACAGGUCAGGAUACCUCGGCAACCAAGAACAGCAAAGGUACAUCUCAGACCAAAGAAGACUCUGCUGAGUGCCCGAUAUGUCUCUCUGGCUUCAAAGACCCUGUGAAGACCCUGUGUGGCCAUUCUUUUUGUCGAGGCUGCAUCAACGAAGCUCUGCAGCACAGCCCUUAUUGCCCAUCCUGCAAGACUGCCCUCCGGAAAAUCGUUGGAAAUCAGCCCAACGGUGGGAAAAUGACAGUAAAGUAUUCCAAAAGCAAGCUACCAGGAUAUUACGAUUGUGGGACCAUUGAGGUACACUAUGAUAUUCGUGAUGGGACUCAAAGCAAGCUCCACCCACAUCCUGGUAGGAAAUUCCAGGGUGCCUACCGGGUAGCCUAUCUACCCAAUAAUUUUGAGGGCAAUGAAGUACUGCAGCUGCUCAAAAGGGCAUUUGAUGCCCGACUUAUCUUCACAGUGGGCACCUCUAUAACCAGUGGACAGAAUGAUGUGGUGACUUGGAACGACAUUCACCACAAGACAAGCACUCAUGGAGGACCGUACGGCUACCCUGACCCCACUUACCUUGCGAGGGUGAAAGCUGACUUGGCUGCCAAAGGCAUUGUAACUGUUGACAGUACUGCUGUUUAAUUAUAGUGAUAAUAAUUAUCAUGUUAUAUUGAACUUUUUUUGCCUUUAUGAUUUCUGUGAUUUCAAUCGUGUGUUGCUGCAGUAUUGUUGAGAAGGUC
Molecule: messenger RNA, 7035 nt
Organism: Halichondria panicea
Lineage: Eukaryota; Metazoa; Porifera; Demospongiae; Suberitida; Halichondriidae
Exons: 14
Coding region: 59-6937 (2292 amino acids)
Biological process (GO): protein ubiquitination; Notch signaling pathway
Cellular component (GO): nucleoplasm
Molecular function (GO): zinc ion binding; ubiquitin protein ligase activity
Source: RefSeq, a predicted model, not a curated record